CUCUUCUUAAGUUAGUGGUGGAACGUGGAAGAGCUGCAUCCUCCGAAGCGGUAAACCAGCACCUCUGUUUGUUUCUUUGCUUUGCCUUAGCUCCACCGCUCCAAACCCACCCACCAGGACUCUGAAUCUGUCCACCCCGGGUGAAGCGAGACCUUCCGGCUGGGUCCCCCGGAUUUGGGCCGACUUUGCACCUCCAAACAACCUUAGCAUGAUGUCUUAUCUUAAGCAACCGCCUUACGCAGUCAAUGGGCUGAGUCUGACCACUUCGGGCAUGGACUUGCUGCACCCCUCGGUAGGCUACCCGGCCACCCCUCGGAAACAGCGGUGGGAGAGGACGACAUUCACCCGGGCGCAGCUAGAUGUGCUGGAAGCGUUAUUUGCUAAGACCCGAUACCCAGAUGUCUUCAUGCGGGAGGAGACGGCGCUGAAAACCAUCUUGCCCGAGUCCAGGGUACAGGUGCGGUUUAAGAAUCGAAGAGCUAAGUGCCGCCAACAGCAGCAGCAAGAGCAGAAUGGAGGUCAAAACAAAGUGAGACCUGCCAGAAAGAGGACGUCUCCUGCUCGGGAAGUGAGUUCAGAGAGUGGAACAAGUGGCCAAUUCCCUCCCCGCUCUAGCACCUCAGGCCCAGCCGUUUCCAGCAGCAGUGCUCCUGUGUCUGUCUGGAGCCCAGCUUCCAUCUCCCCACCGUCAGAUCCCUUGUUCACCUCCUCUUCCUGCAUGCAGAGGUCCUAUCCCAUGACCUAUACUCAGGCUUCAGGUUAUAGUCAAGGAUAUGCUGGCUCAACUUCCUACUUUGGGGGCGUGGACUGUGGAUCUUAUUUGACCCCUAUGCAUCACCAGCUUCCUGGACCAGGGACCACACUCAGUCCCAUGGGUACCAAUGCAGUCACCAGCCAUCUCAAUCAGUCCCCAGCUUCUCUUUCCACCCAGGGAUGUGGAGCUUCAAGCUUGGGUUUUAACUCAACCACUGAUAGCUUGGAUUAUAAGGACCAAACUGCCUCCUGGAAGCUUAACUUCAAUGCUGACUGCUUGGAUUAUAAAGAUCAGACAUCUUCGUGGAAAUUCCAGGUUAUGUGAGGACCUGC
Molecule: messenger RNA, 1086 nt
Organism: Balaenoptera ricei (Rice's whale)
Lineage: Eukaryota; Metazoa; Chordata; Mammalia; Artiodactyla; Balaenopteridae
Product: homeobox protein OTX2-like
Exons: 1
Coding region: 209-1078 (289 amino acids)
Biological process (GO): regulation of transcription by RNA polymerase II; multicellular organism development
Cellular component (GO): nucleus
Molecular function (GO): DNA-binding transcription factor activity, RNA polymerase II-specific; RNA polymerase II cis-regulatory region sequence-specific DNA binding
Source: RefSeq, a predicted model, not a curated record